Messenger RNA from Rhinopithecus roxellana (golden snub-nosed monkey), 2420 nucleotides. RefSeq names its product hyaluronidase 4 (gene HYAL4). The transcript is spliced from 5 exons. The record is from RefSeq and is a predicted model, not a curated record. Gene Ontology annotation, molecular function: hyalurononglucosaminidase activity. Bases 648 to 2093 code for a protein of 481 amino acids. Gene Ontology annotation, biological process: carbohydrate metabolic process; hyaluronan catabolic process. Lineage: Eukaryota; Metazoa; Chordata; Mammalia; Primates; Cercopithecidae.
UUUAUUUUAUUUAUGCUAUCUAUUUCUUCCCCCCUCCUUUUUGUUUUGCUUUGUUUUGUUUUGUUUUGCUUUUUUGAGAUGAAGUCUUGCUCUGUUGCCCAGGCUAGAGUAUAGUGGUGUGAUCUCAGCUCACUGCAACCUCUACCUCCUGGGUUCAAGUGAUUCUCCUGCCUCAACUUCCUGUGAAGCUGGGACUAUAGGAGCAUGCCAUCACGCCCAGCUAAUUUUUAUAAUUUUAGUAGAGAUGGGAUUUCAUCAUAUUGGCCAGACUGGUUUUGCAUUCCUGACCUCAAGUGAUCCGCCUGCCUCAGUCUCCCAAAGUUUUGGGAUUACAGGGGUGAGCCACCGUGCCUGGCUAUUUAUGCCAUCUAUUUCACUGAAGAUUUCUCCCAUCAUUUCUUGUAUCAUUUUUUAAAAUUUCCUUACAUUGGACUUCACCUUUCUCUGAUGCCUCCUUGAUUAGCUGACCUUCUGAAUUCUUUUUCAGGAAAAUCAGGAAUUUCUUCUUGGUUUGGAGCCAUUGCUGGGCAUCCUUUGCCAUUCAACCUCUGAUUUGCACAAGGUGACUAAAGGACCAGCAACAAACAAAAGCAAAGGUCUUCCAGAGUGCACUAAAGCAGAAGAUAACAUAAGAUUUUUAUCUUACCAUGAAAGUGUUAUCUGAAGGACAGCUAAGGCUUUGUGUUGUUCAACCAGUACAUCUCACUUCAUGGCUCCUUAUAUUUUUUAUUCUAAAGUCUAUCUCUUGUCUAAAACCUGCUCGACUUCCAAUUUAUCAAAGAAAACCUUUUAUAGCUGCUUGGAAUGCUCCAACAGAUCAGUGUUUGAUAAAAUAUAAUUUAAGACUAAAUUUGAAAAUGUUUCCAGUGAUUGGAAGCCCACUGGCCAAGGCCAGGGGGCAAAAUGUCACUAUAUUUUAUGUCAACAGAUUGGGAUACUAUCCGUGGUAUACAUCACAAGGGGUCCCCAUUAAUGGAGGUCUCCCACAGAACAUAAGUUUACAAGUACAUCUGGAAAAAGCUGACCAAGAUAUUAAUUAUUACAUCCCUGCUGAAGAUUUCAGUGGACUUGCUGUUAUAGAUUGGGAAUAUUGGCGACCACAGUGGGCCCGGAACUGGAACGCAAAAGAUGUCUACAGAAAGAAGUCAAGAAAGCUUAUUUCUGAUAUGGGAAAGAAUGUAUCAGCUACGGAUAUUGAAUACUUAGCUAAAGUGACCUUUGAAGAAAGCGCAAAAGCUUUCAUGAAGGAAACCCUCAAAUUGGGAAUUAAGAGUCGACCCAAAGGUCUUUGGGGUUAUUAUUUAUAUCCUGAUUGUCACAAUUACAAUGUUUAUGCCCCAAACUAUACUGGGUCAUGCCCGGAAGAGGAAGUCUUGAGGAACAAUGAGCUCUCUUGGCUCUGGAACAGCAGUGCUGCUUUAUAUCCUUCUAUCGGUGUCUGGAAAUCCCUUGGAGACAGUGAAAACAUUUUGCGCUUCUCCCAAUUUCGGGUGCAUGAAUCCAUGAGGAUCUCUACCAUGACAUCUCACGAUUAUGCUCUGCCUGUAUUUGUCUACACAAGGCUAGGGUACAGAGAUGAACCUUUAUUUUUUCUUUCUAAGCAAGAUCUAGUCAGCACCAUAGGAGAAAGUGCUGCCUUGGGAGCUGCAGGCAUUGUUAUUUGGGGAGACAUGAAUUUAACUUCAUCCAAGGCCAACUGUACAAAGGUGAAGCAGUUUGUGAGUUCUGAUUUAGGGAGCUACAUAGCCAAUGUGACCAGAGCUGCUGAGGUAUGCAGCUUUCACCUCUGCAGGAACAAUGGGAGGUGCAUAAGGAAGAUGUGGAACUCACCCACUUACCUUCACUUGAACCCCGCAAGUUACCACAUAGAGGCCUCUGAGGAUGGGGAAUUUACUGUGAAAGGAAGAGCAUCUGAUACAGACCUGGCAGUGAUGGCAGAUACAUUUUCCUGUCAUUGUUAUCAGGGAUAUGAAGGAGCUGAUUGCAGAGAAGUAAAGAUGGCUGAUGGCUGUUCUGGGGUUUCCCCUUCUCCUGGUUCACUAAUGACACUUUGUCUACUGCUUUUAGCAAGUUAUCGAAGCAUUCAUUUGUGAGACAAUUGAGUUUAAAGGAAAUUUUGUGGUCUCUAGCGUAGUCAUUUAAAGAAGGAUGUAACUUACGACAAUUUUUUUCUCUUAUGAAUUCUAUUGAGAGGUGUUGUAAGUAGACAUUAUGUAUGUCACUUAACAUAAACAGAAACGUAUUAUUUUAUUUGCCUCCAAUCUGGCUAGGAAAUCAGAUCUGGAGUAAAGUCAAUGUACACUUCCUCUUUAUUGGAAUAUUUAAGUUGCAUUUAAACUAAAACUAGUAUAAUUUAGUCUUUACAUGAAUGUACAUACAUAAAAUUAUAUACAAAAUAUUAAAUUAUUCAUUUCAAAGAC